ACAUAUUAAACAAGGAGUGGCAAGGUCUAGGUUUUAAGGCAGGAUUAGACGCCAGUACAUACCGUACCAUGCUGUACUUACAACGACAAGGAAGAGUUUUAUCCCAUGUCACAACAGUAGUAAUAAUUUUAUAAUUUGUCAUCAUUUAUUAUUAUUAUAAAAAUGGUGUGGUUUUCACAGGGUCCUAAGGAAUUGCUUGACUGCACCAUUCUAUUUAGUUAGUUGUAACAAUUUUUUUUCCAGUUUCCAAAAGGGUCUAUCCUUGAACCUUUGCCAUCUACACUAAGUCAAGAAUAUUUCGGGAACCAAUCUUAACUUUGACUUAUGAGAAACAGUCUCAUAUUUUUACCUCAGACAGGUUAGACAACUGUAAUGUCCUCUUUGCUCGAUUACCCAUCCCAAACAAACAAUAGAAAGGCUCCAUCUCAUUCAAAACACCACAACAAGAGUCCCUAGCCAUACAUACAAGGCUGAACAUGUUACACCAGUACUUAAAAAAACUUCCCUAAAUCUCAAUACAUUACAGAAUCUAUUUUGAAAUUCUCUAAAUAAGUCUAUAAAGCACAUAAUGGUUUCUGGCCUUCUCAGACAAAAAUCUAAUCAGACCUCUCAUGUCAUUAAAAAGCAUGGGUUUCAAGAACUCUACCAAGGUUAAGAUCAAGUUCUGCUGAUGUGUUGUGUCUGUUUUGAGUUUGUUGGUUAGAUGACAGGUUCAUUAAUGUCUUUUGGUGAAUGGACGGUCUUUCUUGUAGUUUGUUUCUUUCAUUUUUUUUUUUUUAAGAAUUGCAUUAACUUGUUGCGUGUGGUAUAUAAUAACAUGUCUCAUAUUCUCCAUCAAUGGCAGUUAGCAUCCUACACCACAGGCCAGACAACAUCUUAUAUAAACUAACAUCAUAACUUAUCUAACAUUAUUCCAAGAAAUUGUGUUCAAGUGUCUCUCUCCAAAAGCACAUUAUCUACAGCAAUUAUAUGAUGAGGUAAGUUUUCUUAAUGUUUAGAUUAAGAUUGUAAAAAAAAAUCCCUGCUGGGAGAGCGAGAUUUUUAAAAAAGGAUGGUAAAAGGUCAUCAACCACAUGAUGCUGUGAAGACAGAGACUAUGACAGAAGAGAGCAUGCAAAGAAACAAACUGGCCAACUAAAUGGUGUAUGUCAACAGAGCCAGUCACUAAUAGUCAACAGUGACACACACCAAACACAACAAUAACACAUCAAAAGCCAGUUCUGCUUAAGAGAAGAAUCAAUAGUCCAGGAGGAGAGAACAAUGCUUAGAUCAGUAAAGCACUGACAUUUGCCCCACACCAACUACAAACAUGGCACUGUGUCAGUCUAAUUAGACAGUAUACAUAAUGACAGACAAACACUUCUUACCUUUUUAUUAGAAGGCUUUUUGAACUUACAACACUGUACCAAAGACUGUGUGACAAAACCCAAAAACUUGGAACUUAAACUUUCCAUUAUAUACUUUUGUUUUAGAUUUGACUCUAAUACAGGAAUUCUGUGUGAUAAAUGAUUUGUUAUGUACACAGAAAAUGGGGCUACAGCUUAAUAUUUAGGAACUGUUGCUCACAUUAACUAAAUUUUUGCCAAAUUUCAGGAUUUUGCAAUGCGGUACUGGCAGGACCAGGGUGUACCUGCUAAAAACCUUUACCCUGUCCACUCAAUCAAGUGAGAUUGGAGCACCGAUCAGUGGUGCUGGUACUGCAGGACAUUACACCAUGGAGGCAGGCUUCUGGUCCUAUUAUGAGGUUUGUCUUUACCUCAAAGGAAAAACAGCCCAGUGGAUUGAAGACCAGAAAGUUCCAUAUGACACCACAGGAAAUCAGUGGGUUGGAUUUGACAAUAAAGACAGCAUUAAUGCUAAGGUCAACUACCUAACAGCAAACAACUUUGGAGGAGUCUCUGUCUGGUCUAUGGACCUAGAUGAUUUUAAUGGGAAGUUCUAUGAACAGGGAAAAUAUCCCCUUAUCAGCCAUCUGCAUAGUCUUCUGAUGUCAGGAGCUCCUGCCACGACCACUGCUGAGAAACCUGGAAAUACAGCUGUUCAAACUACUCCAAAUCCAGAGACUCCCCCUGUUGACUCCACAGACCAGCCUGGCUCUACAACUUCAGCCAUUACCACUACCACUACUACCACCACCACUACUACAACGACCUCUGCUGGGAAACCCGAUACACAGUUCUGCAUAGGAAAGACCAGUGGACUUUAUCCUAACCCUAAUGACCCAAACUCUUUUUACAGUUGUUUCAAUAACAUUACCUAUGUCCAAAAAUGUCCCUCUGGUUUAGUCUACCAAGAUAGCUGUAAAUGCUGUAACUGGCCCUUAGUGAGUGUGCAUCAUUAAUAUUAGUAUCCAGUGGUAUUAAAGGGUGCAUUAUACAAAGUGGUGUACCUUUUCAUCCUAUGUAUCACUAUUUUAAAAAAACUGCUUUCCUUUAUCUUAAUGUCAAAUUCUUGUUAUGUAAUGAAGUCUUGUUGAAUGCCUCCUAUAUAGAUAAUAGAAUAAUG
This is a messenger RNA of Lates calcarifer (barramundi perch), 2505 nucleotides long. Its product is annotated as acidic mammalian chitinase. The record is from RefSeq and is a predicted model, not a curated record. Gene Ontology annotation, molecular function: chitinase activity; chitin binding. Lineage: Eukaryota; Metazoa; Chordata; Actinopteri; Centropomidae. Gene Ontology annotation, cellular component: extracellular region. Gene Ontology annotation, biological process: carbohydrate metabolic process; chitin catabolic process. The coding region runs from base 1715 to 2341 and encodes 208 amino acids. The transcript has 4 exons.